AUGCAUCUCAAUGGAUAUAGGUCUGAGGGUGUCACUUGUUCAUGUGAUGGAGUAUUGCCUGAAUUCUGGUGCUGUAACUGUCAUGGCACUCAAAUAUUCUGCCAUGAAUGCACACUUCAAAACCACAUGUAUCAUCCUUUAUAUAGAAUUAAGAUGUGGAAUAGGUAUUUUUUUCAAUGUAUCACACUGAAAAAGCUCAGGGUUCAAAUACAACUUGGCCAUAACCUAGGAGAAAGGUACUAUAAUCCUCAUCCAUCUGCUGGUGACGAUUUUGUGGUCAUUGGGCUCAAUGGCGUUCAUGAAGUUGUGCUGGACUUCUGUGGCUGCACUUCAGCUCAGGUCCAGUACAAACAACUGCUAUAUAUGUGGUGGUAUCUGGCAACUCAUUUUCAUAUUCUAUCAUUUGAGAACAAGGUGUCUGCUUAUGAGUUCUACCAUUCGCUCGCAAGAUACACCAAUAAUUCCAGGUUGAUAGGGAUCAAGGAUCGUUAUUCUGCUUUCAUGUGGAUGGUAUGCCAAUGGCACAACCUCAAACAACUUGGCCAUGGAGGAAGGGGACACGACUCAGCUGGAGUUGAUGCUACAGCUGAAGGAGAAUGGAAAAAUGCAUUGUUUGUCACAAUUGAUGCAAACUUCAGGCUCAAGCGAAAAGUGGUGUCUUCUGAUACUGCUGGCCCUAGUCUCAAUGCCGGCUGGAUGUAUUUCAUGCAGGAGGGCAGGUACAAGUCUUACAUUGCAGAUCGUGCUACUGAAAAUCAAGAGCGAAGCACAUGUAUAAGCCACAAUGUGGUCAAUAUGGCGGAUAUCAAGUCCUCCCAUGGGCCUCGCUGCCACAGACAUGACAUGAAGCUUCCUAAUGGUGUUGGAGACCUUCAGAAGGAGGAACAGUACAUCAACAUGGACUAUAUUAUGUGUUCUGCACUCCUCAUCUUUGCAAUGUCCAUGAUCAACAUCUCCUACGACAUCAUAUGCCAGUGGCACAAGAGACUCUGGACUUGGAUGGAAACAAUGCCAGAAUGGCUUUGCCCUCCCCAUGAAUCCUUCCUUAUACAAUUUUUAUGUCAUAAUUCCACAUUCAAGCCCAUGUCAAUAAGUGUCGCACGAACUUCUCUUUUAACUGGUCAAGAUACAUGGGCUGAACAGACAGUGAAGCUUCCUGAACGGGGCUGUACCAAAGAGAUGAGACUGGGAACAUGUCAGGACACUCUUGAUGAUCACUUCAAGAUAGAAUCCUGGGAGGAAGAUAACUUUUCUCCCAAUUCCUUUGAAAGCCAGUUUAAUCAUAAAUGGUCUUGGUGUUUUCACACCAUACAACUACAACUCAUUGAACUUGAAACUCAAAAACUUCAAGCUGGAAUUGAUGACUCACUUUAUACCAAUAUCUCUCCAAGCAGGCUGAUUAUUUUGGGCAUCAAUUUUGAAGAUCAAGAGGCACACUUAAGAUCCAGUCUUGCCAAUGUCUCCCUAAAUGACACCAAUAAGCAGAAGGCUACAAUGCAGACUCAGAUCACCUCCCUCCAGCAAUGGCUCUAUGCCUGGGCUCGCAUCCAGGAACUGUACAUGCCAGUUGUCUCUAGUGGGAAGUUGCAGGAAUUGAAACCUGAAGAUUUCAACCUAUGGCUCCCUUCGCACCUUCCAGCAGACACCCCUGUAGACAAGAAGCUUGCUGGCCACGAGUGGGAGCUAUGCUAUGCACAAGCACUCGAUGCCCUCAACCAAGACAAAAAUGUCUGUGGUCAGGCAAGUUCCACUCAUACAAAAAGAAUUAUUGAUGCUGUGGAGUCAAGGAAGCAAGCUAGUGUACUAAAGUAUAAAUGUGCACGCAACACCCUGUUGUCCCUUGGCUACUGUAACAUCGGCCACCAACUUGAGAAGUGCAGUUGGGAGGCUACCAUACUCCCACUUCUCGACUCUGACAUUAAACUUAUGGGUGACAUGGAGCAGCAAGGGAGAGAAACCAUCUCCUGGAUUUGGUUAGACUCCCAUGCUGAAUACAGCUGCACAGAAAAUGAAUGCAUGCAAGAUUGUGUCUGCUUGGAAUGGUGCAAGGCUUGUGCCCAUGCACACCAGUGGUCAGAGGGGGUGGAACUAUUGCUAGAAGAGAUGAGAUGA
Messenger RNA from Suillus subalutaceus, 2112 nucleotides. RefSeq lists its product as uncharacterized. The record is from RefSeq and is a predicted model, not a curated record. The transcript is spliced from 16 exons. The coding region runs from base 1 to 2112 and encodes 703 amino acids. NCBI's taxonomy places the organism in Eukaryota, Fungi, Basidiomycota, Agaricomycetes, Boletales, Suillaceae.